Musca vetustissima is the source of this 1863-nucleotide messenger RNA. RefSeq names its product sodium-independent sulfate anion transporter. The coding region runs from base 1 to 1863 and encodes 620 amino acids. Gene Ontology annotation, cellular component: membrane. Gene Ontology annotation, molecular function: sulfate transmembrane transporter activity. Gene Ontology annotation, biological process: transmembrane transport. The record is from RefSeq and is a predicted model, not a curated record. The transcript is spliced from 10 exons. Lineage: Eukaryota; Metazoa; Arthropoda; Insecta; Diptera; Muscidae.
AUGGCAGAUGAUAUUGAAGCAAAACUAUAUCAUGAAAACCUUCCAAACAUUGGACGUAUUGCAAAAAAUCGCAGCAAACAAUGUUGCUCAACAGCGACGGUGAAAAAGUUCCUACCAAUUUUAGAUUGGUUGCCAAAAUAUACAUUUAAUUUUUUGAUAGCGGAUUUUGUGGCGGGUUUGACCGUGGGUCUUACAACCAUACCACAGGCGAUAGCUUAUGCCUCGGUGGCGGGAUUACCAACACAAUAUGGUUUAUAUUCGGCAUUUAUGGGAUGUUUUGUUUAUAUUGUCUUUGGUACCUGUAAGGAUAUUACAGUGGGCCCCACAGCCAUUAUGGCCUUGAUGGUGCAAACCCAUGUCACCGGCAGUGCUGAUUAUGCUGUCCUGCUUUGCUUCAUUUCUGGUUGUAUUAUUUUACUAUUGGGUAUUUUAAAUCUUGGUGUUUUGGUGAGAUUUAUUUCGGUACCGGUUACGACGGGUUUUACAACAGCAGCUGCCAUUACGAUAGCCAGUGGUCAAAUUAAUAAUUUAUUUGGCAUUAAAAGUCCCUCAAAUGAAUUUUUGGAAUCAUGGGAAAAUUUCUUUACCCACAUUGGUGAGGCAAAACUAAAUGAUUCUCUAUUGGGUGUGAUUACUUUGGUGGUGCUGUUGCUGAUGAGGAAAGUCAAAGAUCUGCCAUGUUCCAUGAAAACCCUCUCAAAAUAUAUUUCUCUAUCGCGUAACGCCUUCGCUGUCAUUAUUGGCAUUGUGCUGUGUUUUUGUUUAAAAAAAGAUGGUAAACUGCCAUUUGCGGCCAGUGGUGAGAUAACCCAAGGUAUUCCCGAAUUUAAAUUACCCCCCUUCAGUGUGACAACGAAUGGUACAACAGUGGGAUUUGGUGAAAUGAUUGGCGAGUUGGGUGCAUCAUUGGCAUCGAUACCACUGAUAUCGAUAUUGGAAAGUAUCGCCAUUGCCAAGGCGUUUUCCAAAGGAAAAAUUGUUGAUGCCUCCCAGGAAAUGAUUGCCUUGGGCCUGUCUAAUAUUUUGAGUAGCUUCUUUUCAUCUAUGCCCAUUACGGGUUCCUUCACCCGUACUUCCAUCAAUCAUUCAAGUGGUGUAAAGACCACAAUGGGUGGUGCCUUCACCGGUGCCUUGGUCCUAUUGGCUUUGGCCUUUUUGACAACAACAUUUUCAUAUAUUCCCAAGGCCACACUAUCUGCCAUUAUUAUAUCGGCCAUGAUAUUUAUGGUGGAAUAUGAACGCAUUAUUGAGAUUUGGAAAUCUAAAAAAAUCGAUGUAAUCCCACUGGCGGUUACCUCCGCUGUAUGUCUCUUCUGGAGUUUGGAAUAUGGUAUGGUUUGUGGUAUUGCUGUCAAUGCCGUGUUUAUUUUGUACAAAAGUGCAAGGCCACAAAUUCAAAUUGAUUUGGAGAAGAUCAAUGGUUUGGCAGUGGGCAUUGUACAGGUUAAGGAAAAUCUAUGCUAUUCAUCGGCCGAAUAUUUGAAAUCGAAAUUGAUUAAAUUUGUUGCCACACAAGGAGAUGGUGUUGUUAAAAUGGUUAUUGUCAAGGGUGAUGAAAUUACUAAUAUUGAUUCCACAGUGGCCAUGAACAUUAUCUCUCUCAAAGAAGAUCUGGGAAUGUUGGGCUGCCAGUUAAUUUGCUGGAAUUGGAAUUAUGAGGCUGCCGGUGUGGUUUGCCGUCUACACCCGAAAGAACGUACAAUGUUUAAAUUUAGUAAAUCACUAGAGGAUGUUGUGGCGGACGUUAAGCAACAAGAAGAACAACAAACAACGAUGUUACAAUUGGAAAAUAAUGAAAGGACCUCUCGGAGCCCUUCAAUAUCGAACGAGGAUUCUGACAAGAACAUAGCGGAUGGCUCUUGA